This is a messenger RNA of Spodoptera litura, 4025 nucleotides long. Lineage: Eukaryota; Metazoa; Arthropoda; Insecta; Lepidoptera; Noctuidae. The record is from RefSeq and is a predicted model, not a curated record.
UCGUGACGAAAGUGACGUAUUUCGUGUACCUAUGUGUUUUUAGUUUAAUAAAUUUGUAAAAAUGGCUGCGAUCGGCAUCGAUUUAGGUACCGCGUAUACGAGCGUGGCAGUGUGGCGUAAUGAUGAUACUAGAAUUGAAGUGAUUAAACUUGAAAAUAAAACUGACAGCAUGCCUUCUUAUGUCGCGUUUACCCCCAAUGGCCGAUUAUUUGGCACCGAAGCCCGCGAAUAUUUUAUAUCAGAUCCCAAAAAUACAGUUUUCGGCGUGUAUCGUCUAAUCGGGCGAUCUUAUGACCUCUUUCAACUUAAUGAAGAUAUGCCUUUGUGGUCGUUUUCUCUUACAAACCAUAAUGGCACCCCUAUGAUCAACGUCAUAGAACAGGGGCAGAGUGUGUCGUAUACCCCACAACAAAUAACAACCAUGAUCAUAGGUCGAGUCAAAGAGGCAGCUGAGAAACAUAUUGGUGGUCCGGUGACCAAGGCAGUGAUCAGUGUUCCGUCAUUUUUUACUGGAGUGCAGAAAGCUGCUACGCGGGAUGCGGCCAUCAUGGCUGGACUAGAAGUUCUAAGGAUAACCAACGACUGCAUAGCAGCUGCAGUAGGCCAUAGACUCUACCAUCAAGUAUCGAACGUUAUAGUGUACGACCUCGGUGGUACAAUGAGCAACGUGUCACUUUUAUCUCGAGACGGAGUCUCGGUUUAUGAUAUGGUGGAUACUAAGUGUUACAAAAAAUCAGGAGGGAUUCAUUUCGACAGCCGUAUAGCUGGGUAUUUAGCGAAUGACUUUGAAAUCCAAUUCGGUAAAAGUAUUGUAAAUGAUGCAUGCGCUAUGAGGCGUUUGACGAUUGCAGCUGAAGAAGCGAAAUGGCCAUUCAAAGACCCAACUGUAGAUGACAGUAUUGUUUCUUUACAAAAUUUUUAUGAAGGACAUGAUUUCGUAACAACGUUAUCCAGAGCAGUGUACGACGACCUUUGCAUGGACCUUUACGCAGACACUUUUAAGGAUCUACAAGCGAUAUUAAUGGAAAAUAAGGUGGAAAAAACUGCAGUUCAAUCGAUUUUACUCGUUGGUGGCGGCGGGAAAAUCAUACCCGUCAAACAAAUGCUAUCCGACUUCUUUGAUAGACGUAUACUCAUAUCUACUAGCGCGAAACCGGACGAAGUUAUGGCAAUUGGUGCUGCAAUACAAGCCACACUGCUCAAUGGAAUUUCCCAUUUAUCGAUAGAACACAAGAUGAUGCCUGAUAUUUUACCAAUGUCUUUAGGAAUAGAAGCGUCCAAAGGCGUAAUGGUUAAAUUCCUAACAAGACACCAAUAUAUACCUUGCGGGGCACGUAGACUCGUACCAAUUUGCUUGGAUAUGGAAAAGGACAAAGUUAUAAAAGUUUAUGAAGGAGAAAGAGCUAUUACAGAACACAACCACUUGGUAAUGAGUGUGCCUUUUAAAACAACUACAGAAUAUAAUUCGGUUGAAAAUGUUACAGUUAUACUUAAAGUCGAUUUUGCAGGGAAAUUACACGUUCAUGUCAAAAGAAAAUGUCCUCUGACAGACAAAGAGAAAGUAGAAGAUACGUCAAAGAUACCAAUAAAAAGAAUGACUGCAGAGCAAAUGAGUGCAAUGUUAGCAAUUCCACAAUCUAUUCACGAACAAGAUUUAGUCGAAAAAGCACGUCUGGAAUCCAGAUAUAAACUAGAAAGAUAUAUCUGUGACGUCACCUGCGCAGUGGACAGACCAGGCCGUUUAAAUGCGACUGAACGACAAUCCAUGGCAGAAGAAUUAGAAAGAGCCAUGCAAUGGUUUGUUAUAUGCAAAGACUGUACUAAAGAAGAACUGGAAAGAAGAUUCCUCGAGCUUUCAUAUAGAUGGGUCGAAAUCACGCACAAAAUAUUCGAUCAAUUUUGGUCUUAUAAACCGUUUCAGUGAAUCCCGCUUAAAAAAGUGAAGUGAUAGUUAUUUUUAUAAUCUGCGGUUCUCAUUUAACAAGUUAUUUUCAAAGGAGUUUGCACUGUAUUAUUGUAGUAUUAAAGUGCCCUUUCAACUGUGACUGGUAAGUAACAUAUUUUUAAGUGUUAAAAUAUUCGAAUCCUUCGAAUUUUGGUAUUUAAGGUUCCCAUUAUUUAUGUAACAAAUAUACGACUAAUGAUCAUUGUUAUGAUACAAAUUCGUAUAAUUACAAAGGCCUAACUUUGGUUAGAACUUUUCAAUUUAAAAAUUAAUUGCCAUAUUUUUUUUCAAUUUUGUCGUAAAGGAUGAUGACAACUAGUCAAUUUAAAUACUUUUUUAAAACGUCAAAGCUACUUUUAAGCAGCAAAUAUUAUACUUAUUUUCUGAUGAAUUAGCUGUGAAGAUAUUAAGAUUAACCUACUAAUUAAAUAAAUGUAGAAGAAGCCAUUUUUGAUGCCUGUUGCAUCAAAAAUGGUUUCUACUACAUUUUUAAGUACGAAAAAAAUAUCUAUCAAUCAUUUUUGAUUUACUCUCAUCAUCCUUUUUGUUAGGUUGUCGUCAUUAUCCGUUGCUUUUAGGUUAUGUAGUAAUAAAUUUGAAGUCGUAGUUACAAAAUUUUUAUUUUAUUGCUAUCCUAAGUGAUAAUGUACUUGAAAUAUGAUGUAAAACAUAACUGAUGUUUCUAUAACAAAUUGUCUAUUAUUUUAAUUUUUUUUCAAUAUGGCUGUGAAAAAGACUGAUUUAAAAAAAUAAUUCUACGAUAAGGGACGUUUUGCUAGUAAACGUUUUAUUCUUAAUUCGAAUUUGAGUUUACUAAUUUGUAAUCAGUUCAUUUAAAAAUAUUUUUUAUGAUUAUUUUUAUUUUAUUUGUUAGGUUUAUGUAAUGUUUGUUAUUUGAAUAAAAUGCUUUAUUUACGUUUAUGAUAACUAAUGAAAAGUGGGUGUUACAUUGUUGAUGUGCACUAUGACUCAAGGCAAAAAUUGCACUAUCGUGACGUGGCGUGUAGUGGCACCGUGGCCACCAAUCGGCUGCAAGCUUGGCAACCCACGACACGACACGAUAUGCAAGUGUGUCCAGAGGCGGAUUAAGCCUAGAAAGCGCCCUAAGCAAGCACCUAUUAGCCGGCCCUAAUUUUUUGGCGCCACCCCCACUCUAUGGGCAGUUAGGCACGCGUUUCUCGCGGUGUCCCUCUGCAACCUGGCGCCCUAGGCCCUUGCCUAGUUUGCCUUAGGGAUAAUACGGCUCUGAGUGUGUCUCUAACCAUAGUUAAAUACAUGAAAUCGAUAUGCUUUCUGACACGACACGCCACAACACGAUAAUGUUUUUCCGCCUUUACCGAUGAUCUUUAAGAAUUGUGUUCCUACUUCCUUAAAAGAUAUUUGUGUUCAAAGUAUUAUUAAUUUUGAAUUAGCUAUAUAUAGUUUCAAGAUUUAAUAGAUAAUACGCGUAGAUAUAAAAAUGUGUUACCUAUAUCGAAUUUUAUAGUCAAUAUUUUACCUCAAAAUAACUGAUUUGUUAGUUUUGUACAAAAAUGUUUAUUAUCUGUUAAAAAUUAUUAUCUGUAUACCAAAGAUACAAUGAAAACUUUUUAUCCUAAUUUAAAAAAUGACAGGAUAAAAUGGUUGUUAAUCAAAUCUUGUGCCAAUGUGAAAUGAACCUUUUAACUUAGGAGUGAAAGUUUUUAAUCAAAUGUAUGUUAUAAAUGUUCUGUGUUAGCACAAUAAUAUUUUACUGCAAUUAAAAAUUUUUUUCCUAAUUUAAAAAAUGACAGUACUAAACGGUUGUGAAUUAAAUCUUGUGCCAAUGAGAAAUGAAUCUUUUAACUUAGGAGUGAAAGUUUUUAAUUAAAUGUAAAUAUAUUUUAGUAUCAACUUUAUAUAAAUUGUUAUGCCAUUUAUGAGACUGAUAGUUUAUAUGUAUAGCCACCAAUAUUAUGAAACAAAUUACUUAGGUUUGUAAUCAAAUGAAAAUUUUUGACAAUAAUUAGUAUCUUAUGUAUUUAGUAUCGUAAAAAAAGACACAAAAUGAGAAUUCUAAUUUUUCAAACAAUUUUACAAAAUAUACUAUGUAAGAUUUUUA